Messenger RNA from Coprinopsis cinerea okayama7#130, 1593 nucleotides. RefSeq names its product cytochrome P450. The record is from RefSeq and is a predicted model, not a curated record. Lineage: Eukaryota; Fungi; Basidiomycota; Agaricomycetes; Agaricales; Psathyrellaceae. The transcript is spliced from 11 exons. Gene Ontology annotation, molecular function: iron ion binding; heme binding; oxidoreductase activity, acting on paired donors, with incorporation or reduction of molecular oxygen. The coding region runs from base 1 to 1593 and encodes 530 amino acids.
AUGACAUCUCUCCGACUUCAAGCUAUUAUCGAUCAGGCAUCUGCCCUUGCCAUGCUCUCGCCAACGCGCUGGACGUUGAUCCUGGCAACAGGUGUAGCGGCUCUACCCCUGAUCCUCGUCCAGUGGAAGAGAUUCAGCAGACCUCCUCUACCACCUGGCCCGCCACGCCUCCCUAUCCUUGGCAAUGUCCUUCAAAUACCCGCGAAAGAACCAUGGAGGGUCUACAAGGAAUGGGCCAAAAGCUACGGCGACGUGAUGCAUUUGAAGGCAGUGGGAGACACGUUCAUCAUCCUCAACUCUCUCACCGCCGCCUUGGACCUCCUCGAGCAAAAAGCGGUGUUCUUUUCGAGUCGUCCCCGGAUCAUCUCGUUUGAUUUGAUCGGACUCAACUGGGCUCUUGGAGCUUUGGGAUACGGACCAAAAUGGCGUGCAGCUCGCAAGGCGUUCCACCAACACUUUAACCAGCACGAGAUCAAGAGCUACCGCCCAAUCACCGAGCAAGAGGGACUGAUUUAUCUGCGCCGCAUUGCAGAGCAUCCAGAGCAAUUCCGUCAAGCGACUCGAGACUUCUAUGGCAAUGUUCUCAUGAGGAUCUCGUACGGCGUUAACGACGUCGAGUACAACAGGAAGCUCCUCAGGAACGCUGAAGCCAUCGUGCAAUGUCUCUCCGAGUGCAUUCUCCCAGGUCGGUUCCUCGUCAACGUCUUCCCUUGGCUUCGACAUUUCCCUUCAUGGUUCCCCGGGACGGCGUGGAAGAAGAAAUUCGCGGAAUACUCUGCUGCGAGCGACCUUGCCCUCGUCGGUUCGUUCAACGAUGCACAGGAACGGGCGAGGAAAGGUUAUCAGAGCGAAUUCCCUAACGUUGCGACCCGCCUCAUCAGCGAGUUCCCUGACGAGAAGGACAAAGACUAUCAGCUACAGCUCGACGUUGCUCGUGCCGUUACUGCUGACGCGUUCGUUGCUGGUUCGGAUACGAGCGUGAGCUCCACAUAUGCUCUGUAUCUGGCUCUCGCUAUGUACCCUGAGGUACAGCGACGGGCUCAGAAAGAGAUUGAUACAGUCGUUGGGUCGCAUCGGCUACCGACGUACAACGACCAUGCCCGGCUCCCCUACCUCCAAGCCAUCAUUAAAGAAGUGUUUAGAUGGCACACUACGGUUCCACUCGGGCUGACGCACGUCUCGACGGAGGACUACGUCUACAAGGGGUACUUCAUUCCGAAGGGCAGCAACAUCAUGACCAACGUGUGGGCGAUCAUGCACGAUCCAAACGUCUUCGAAGAUCCUUUCGAGUUCAAGCCCGAGCGUUACUUGAAGAACGGCCAGAUCGAUCCUACCGUGUUGGGACCCGAGUCGGCGGUCUUUGGUUUCGGUCGCAGAAUCUGUCCAGGCCGUCAUCUUGGCAGGGACUCCUUAACAUACGUCGCCGCUUGUCUAUUGGCGUUAUUCGACAUCAAGCCUCCCAAAAACGAAGCUGGAAACCCAGUUAAGCUCGAGUUGAAGGUGACCUCGGAGCUCGCUAGCUCGCCUCAGCCAUUUGAAGUGGAGAUCGUCCCUCGGUCCCCACAGCACCUCUCCCUUCUGCGUACAGAGUGA